Manihot esculenta (cassava) is the source of this 763-nucleotide messenger RNA. RefSeq lists its product as uncharacterized. Bases 89 to 370 code for a protein of 93 amino acids. The record is from RefSeq and is a predicted model, not a curated record. NCBI's taxonomy places the organism in Eukaryota, Viridiplantae, Streptophyta, Magnoliopsida, Malpighiales, Euphorbiaceae. The transcript has a single exon.
UCCCUCACCCCUCAAUUUCCACCCAUCACAGCCUCAAAAGUCCAAGUCUCAAUUUUCUUUCUCUCUCUUUUUCUCUGAGAAAAUAAUAAUGGAGGGUCUUAUUCCUUUCGUGUACAGAGCCAUAAUGCAAUACAAAAACGGCAACGAAGGACCACUAGGUUCAUGGCUGAACGAUUCACCUUCAUCUUCCUACAUGCGACUUCCAGGCGAUUCAGGCCGUUUUCAGGCGUCGGAGAUACUACUUUUUGGAUCGGAUUAUGGCUUCUCCACCACUACUUCAACAUCUUCCGCUUCUACUACUCAAAUUCUUGUAUCCACCGGAGCUCAAUCCCCACUCUGCCGGUUGACUUCUCGGCGCAUGGCUGCAUGAUCAUCACGUAUGAGUGAAGAAGAAAUUAAACAGAAGGUGGCGUGAGAACUCUGUGUAUAAUAUACGUAGUAAGUUUAUGAUUUUCAUGAGCUUUAUAUUUGAAGGUUGAUUAAUAAGCGUGUGAAGAGCCGAAGGGCUAUGCAUGCUUGUGUGGAUUAUGUGAAUUAGCGUGGAAGAAAAGAAGCAUGUGGAAGACCAAAGGGGAACGCAUGCUUUUAUAUUUGUAGUUACAAUAAUUUGAUAAAAAUCGUCAAUGUAAUAGAAAAAGUUAAGCUUAGAUUUGUGUAAAUACUGAUUUGUAAGUAAUGUUUGAGAAAAUUAAUGUUUAUUUCUCAAAAAAUUGGAAGAAGAAGAAGAAAUUAAUGAUGUUUAUGCAUGUUUCUUGGCAAGAAA